AUGACUAUUCGAAAAUUCUCCAUUGAUUUACUAUUUUUCAAACGUACCUAUACGUUGCUUAAAAUAGUUUUUCCAUUUUCACGAUGUCGAAUAAUACCGAGUUCAUUUCUUAUUGCUGUAUGUGUUAUUGUUGUUUCUAUUGCAGAUCAAGUAGCAACUUAUUUUGUGGGUGUAUUACCAAGUGAAUUUUAUGUUGCACUUGGUAAUCGUGAUAUUGAAACAUUUCGAGUGCUUGCUGCUAAAGCAACUUUAAUUAUUUUGUCGAAAGCUUCGACGUUAUCAGCUAUAAAAUAUAUGGCAGCGCAGUUAUUUUUAAAAUUUCGUGAAACUACUGGAUUUACACUGCAUCGCUUGUAUUUUAAACGACAAGGCUAUUAUCGCUUAAAUGUUCUCAGUGAUAAUUUUGAUAAUCCUGAUCAACGUAUGACACAGGAUGUUGAAAAAGCGACAAAAUUAUUAGCGCAAGAAUUAUUUGCACCAGUUUUUAUGGCACCGUUUGUUAUAGGAUAUUAUACUUUCUUAACAUAUGAAAGUUCGGGAUAUCUUGGGCCAUUAACAAUUUAUGCUUAUUUCACGUUAGCUACUGUGAUUAAUCGACUUUUACUGUCUCCAAUUGUAUUGUUGGUUAAUGAGCAAGAGAAGAAGGAAGGUGAUUUCAGGUUACGUCAUGUUGAAGUACGUACAAAUGCUGAAUCAAUUGCUUUUUAUCAAUCAGGACUGAUUGAAAAUGUUAUGACAAACAAAAAAUUGAAAUCACUAAUUAAAGUGCAAAAUAAAUUAGUCGAAUGGCGUUUUGCAUUGAGCUUAGCAACAAGCGCUUUCGAUUAUUUUGGCGGAACAUUAAGUUAUUUGAUUAUUUCAAUUCCGAUAUUUUUAACACACAAUUAUGACGAUUUAUCCGGAAUUGAACUUUCUGGCAUUAUUAGUCGGAAUGCAUUUUAUUACUUGUAUCUCAUCUAUAGUUUCACUCGUUUAAAUGCACUUUCGGAAGUGAUUGGCGAUAUGGCCGGUGUAACCCAUCGAAUAAUUGGACUAUAUGAAGAGUUGGUAAGACUACAUAUUGAUAGGCUUGAAAUGGAUCGUCCACCAUCGACAGUUCCAUCCUCGGUGGUAGUUCUUGCUUCAGAAGAUCCAGAAAAACCGAAUGUAGUGCCAGAGAGGAAGAUAGAAGAAUUGUAUGGUAAACAAGGCCACUUAUUUGAACUUGAACCAGACGAUGAAGAAGUUGAAUUUUUGUUGCAACGAGCAGAUGAAAGUCGUGACAGAGAAGAACCGGAAUGGCUUGAUGAUGGCAUUGCGAUGACUCUCGAUUCAGUUACUGUUGCAUUUCCGAAUGAUUCAUCGGCACCUCUUGUCUCGAAUUUGUCGUUGCAAAUUGUUGAGGGCAAAAAUUUGCUAAUAACUGGUGAUGGUAGUGUUGGAAAAACAUCACUGUUGAGAGUAUUUGCUGGACUUUGGAAAUGUGUCACUGGAAAACUAGAAAGACAUUGGAAAAUGAGUCCAAUGACAUUAUAUUUUGUGCCUCAGAAAACUUAUUUUCCAAAUGGUGGCUGUAGUUUGCGUCAGCAAUUGGUUUAUCCACUAAAAGCUUUAUCUCUUGAAAAAGAAGCAGCUCGUUUAGCUCAAAUUCUGGAAUGGAUCAAAUUAGAGCAUUUGUUACAACGGUGUAAUGGUUUAGAUACACCAGUAGGAUGGGAUUGGUCUGAAACAUUGUCACCCGGUGAACUGCAAAGGCUUUCAAUAGGUCGUGUAUUAUACCAUCGACCACGAAUAGCAUUUCUGGAUGAAGCAACAAGUGCUAUUGGUUUUGAGAUGGAAAUGUCACUAUAUCGUUUGAUGAAAGAGGAGCGUAUUUCAUAUGUUUCAAUAGGACAUCGAUUUUCGCUAAGGCAAUAUCAUGAUGUAGAGUUACAUCUUAGUGGUAAUGGUGAAUGGACAUUGAAUGACAUCGAUGCAACAAAUAUGAGUAGCGGUGGUACUUCAACUUUUAUCAAUCUUUCCAUGAAGAAUAGUUAA
Molecule: messenger RNA, 2016 nt
Organism: Brugia malayi
Lineage: Eukaryota; Metazoa; Nematoda; Chromadorea; Rhabditida; Onchocercidae
Gene: Bma-pmp-3
Exons: 16
Coding region: 1-2016 (671 amino acids)
Biological process (GO): long-chain fatty acid import into peroxisome; peroxisome organization; very long-chain fatty acid catabolic process
Cellular component (GO): peroxisomal membrane
Molecular function (GO): ATP hydrolysis activity; long-chain fatty acid transmembrane transporter activity; ATP binding
Source: RefSeq, a predicted model, not a curated record